Pelodiscus sinensis (Chinese soft-shelled turtle) is the source of this 2604-nucleotide messenger RNA. It is a transcript of the gene EIF3B, whose product is annotated as eukaryotic translation initiation factor 3 subunit B. Gene Ontology annotation, biological process: translational initiation. Gene Ontology annotation, cellular component: eukaryotic translation initiation factor 3 complex. The record is from RefSeq and is a predicted model, not a curated record. Gene Ontology annotation, molecular function: translation initiation factor activity; translation initiation factor binding; RNA binding. Lineage: Eukaryota; Metazoa; Chordata; Testudines; Trionychidae.
CCGCCCACUUCCCCGGAGACGCCGCCAUCGCCCGCUUCGCAGGGGGAGACGCCGCCAUCGCCCGCUUCGGAGGAGGAGGAGGAGCCCCCCGCUGCCGAGGAGGCCGCCAGCCAGGAGGAGCCGCCCGGCCGCCAGACCCCCGAGGAGAAGGCGGAGGCAGAGGGGCGGGAGGGGGCCGAGUCGGCGGAGGAGCCCGAGGACGACAUCUCCUUCAGCGACCCGGAGGAUUUCGAGGACGACAUCAGCGAGGAAGAAUUACUUGGUGAUGUGCUAAAAGACCAGCCACAGGAGGCAGAUGGAAUUGAUUCAGUAAUUGUAGUGGAUAAUGUUCCCCAAGUUGGACCAGACCGUCUUGAGAAACUGAAGAAUGUUAUUCACAAAAUCUUUUCCAAGUUUGGGAAAAUUACCAAUGAAUUUUACCCAGAAGAAGAUGGGAAGACAAAAGGAUAUAUUUUCCUGGAGUAUAUGUCCCCAGCACAUGCAGUUGAUGCCGUGAAAAAUGCAGAUGGCUACAAGUUGGACAAGCAGCACACUUUCAGAGUCAACCUUUUCACAGACUUUGACAAAUAUAUGACAAUCAGUGAAGAAUGGGACAUCCCAGAGAAACAACCAUUUAAAGACUUGGGUAAUCUUUGUUACUGGUUGGAGGACCCAGACUGUAGGGAUCAAUACAGUGUAAUCUUUGAGUCAGGAGAUCGAACUUGCAUCUAUUGGAAUGAUGCGAAGGAACCAGUCGCAAUUGAAGAAAGACCACGGUGGACAGAAACUUAUGUACGCUGGUCCCCAAAAGGAACCUACCUGGCUACAUUCCAUCAGAGAGGCAUUGCUCUAUGGGGAGGAGAGAAGUUCAAGCAGAUUCAGAGGUUCAGUCACCAGGGUGUACAGCUUAUCGACUUCUCACCUUGUGAAAGGUACUUAGUGACCUUCAGCCCUUUAAUGGACACACAAGAUGACCCUCAGGCUAUAAUCAUAUGGGAUAUCCUAACUGGACAGAAGAAACGAGGGUUCCAUUGUGAAAGCUCAGCCCAUUGGCCCAUUUUUAAGUGGAGUCACGAUGGCAAAUUUUUUGCCCGAAUGACAUCAGAUACCCUCAGUAUCUAUGAAACGCCUUCUAUGGGUUUGCUGGACAAGAAAAGUUUGAAAAUCAAUGGGAUAAAGGAUUUCUCAUGGUCUCCAGGUGGAAACAUAAUUGCAUUUUGGGUCCCUGAAGACAAAGACAUCCCAGCAAGGGUGACAUUGAUGCAGCUCCCUUCCAGACAGGAAAUCCGUGUGCGGAACUUGUUCAAUGUGGUGGAUUGCAAACUACACUGGCAAAAGAACGGAGAUUACUUGUGUGUGAAGGUAGACCGGACUCCUAAAGGCACACAGGGUGUGGUGACCAACUUUGAGAUCUUCCGAAUGAGAGAGAAGCAGGUCCCUGUGGAUGUGGUAGAAAUGAAAGAAGGUAUCAUAGCCUUUGCCUGGGAACCAAAUGGAAGCAAGUUUGCUGUGUUGCACGGAGAGCCUCCCCGAAUUUCUAUUUCCUUUUACCAUGUCAAAAAUAAUGGGAAAAUAGAGCUCAUCAAAACGUUUGACAAGCAGCAGGCAAACACGAUAUUCUGGAGUCCCCAAGGGCAGUUUCUAGUGCUGGCUGGCCUGAGAAGCAUGAAUGGUGCCUUAACAUUUGUCGAUACAUCAGAUUGCACCGUGAUGAAUAUUGCUGAACACUAUACAGCCUCGGAUGUAGAGUGGGAUCCUACAGGUCGAUAUGUUGUGACAUCAGUAUCCUGGUGGAGCCACAAGGUGGACAAUGCUUACUGGCUGUGGACCUUCCAAGGUCGUCUCCUUCAGAAAAACAAUAAAGAUCGGUUCUGCCAGCUGCUAUGGAGACCUCGACCUCCAACUCUUCUCAGCCAGGAUCAGAUAAAGCAAAUUAAGAAGGACCUGAAGAGGUACUCCAAGAUUUUUGAACAGAAGGAUCGCCUAAGCCAAUCAAAAGCCUCAAAGGAGCUCGUAGAAAAAAGACGUACAAUGAUGGAAGACUUCAAGAAAUACCGCAAGAUGGCACAAGAAUUCUAUAUGGAACAGAAGAAUGUGCGUCUGGAGCUGCGAGGAGGGGUGGACACAGAUGAGCUGGACAGCAAUGUAGAUGACUGGGAAGAGGAGACUGUUGAAUUUUUUAUCAAUGAAGAAAUUAUUACCAUUGCAGAACCAGAGUAAUCCAAUAAAACCCUGCAUCGCCACAUCGUGUACUGAAAAGGGGUUCAUUUAUUUUCAGAAAGCCGACACCAUCUUUGGAAUUUUUAAUCCAUAUUCUCACUCUGGACGGUGAAUGCACCAGGUUCUCUCCAUUCUGACACAUUGUAGUGCCUUUAAACCUCACUGUCAGCAGUGGGGAUAUUUAAAAGGCACUGCUUUUAAAUUUUUAUUCAUUUGGGAGGGGUUGUCUUUUCUUUUUAAAACCACCACCAGUAUUUGCUGUCUGAAUCCUGUGCAUUGCUUACCAGUUGGCAGUUUUGAACUAUUGCCCUUAAGUGAGCAUCAAAACACCUUCCAGAAUCUUGCACGCUCACAAUGCUUCUAUUUGCUGAGGACUCUGUGUGUGUCCCAAGUGCAUGGACACAG